This is a messenger RNA of Acaromyces ingoldii, 1449 nucleotides long. RefSeq lists its product as hypothetical. Lineage: Eukaryota; Fungi; Basidiomycota; Exobasidiomycetes; Exobasidiales; Cryptobasidiaceae. The transcript is spliced from 4 exons. The record is from RefSeq and is a predicted model, not a curated record. The annotation marks the transcript as partial.
CCCCUCACCCUCUCCUUCCAGGAAGACCCACACUUCUCUCCUUUCCUCUUUCGCGCGCUUCAUUUGUGUCUCGAGGAAGCCAGGCACCGUGGGCAACUCUUGUUCAACAUCACCCUCCUUUACCGACCACGCUCGCUACUGUCAACAAGACGUACACGGUACAAACGCAUACGUUCACGCUUCGACUGUGACACCACGGCUCCGAUGAAGAAGAUACCGACCAGUCUCCUGUCCGUCCUCACGGUCCUCUUCUCGCUGCAGCUGCUCGUCACCUGCGCCGGCGUCGCUCUCGAGGCUCGUGGACCAGCCAGCCUCACCCUCAUUCAUGGAGAAAUCGAUGCCAGGUCCGUCCACCUUGGCUCGUCGGUGAACGGUCCGACGGACGCCGACGCCUCGCUCUUCUCGCGCGACUUUCUUGAGCGCGGCGCAGAGGACAACAACGCAAGAUCGCAGCCGAACAAGAUGAUCAAGCGAGCGUGUCAAGCCUCGGAAAAGAACUGUAUUACCAAGUCCUCGCUCGACUGCAAGAAUCAUCCAUGGGCCUUUGGCUGCAAGUCCACCGACUUUGGCGGAUUCAAUCACGACGGAACUCCUCCGUCGUUUAAAAAGCCACCAACAGUGUCUCCGAACCCGCCUUACAAGACACCGCCGUCGGUGAAGACGCCUCCUCCUCCUGGAGGGCCAUCGUACGGCGAACCAAACGGCAACUGUGGCAACUGUCCCUACGGCUAUGUGUGGUUAGGCUGGAGCUGCGUCGCUUGGACUCCCUGCGUGCAAGGCCAAUGCCCCCCAUGCACGGACGGCUGCGGUAACUGCCUUUUGGACCUCUGCUUCGACCAUUUGAUGCCGCCAUUCUGUACCGGUGAGCAAUGCGGCAAAGAUCCUCUCGUCAAUCCAUAUCCCAAAUGCAACCCAGGCGACAAACAAUGCAUCUGUGCCCUUUACAAGCAGUGCGACACAGGCGGCGGCGGCGGCGGCGGCGGUAGCAGCGGAAAGAAUCCCGGCUGCGACGAGCCGUGGUGCCAAAAGUGCCCGAACCCACGCAAGAAGCCCACGCGGCCUUGCCCCACGAUCGGAGAACAGGAUUGCGCCGAGGCGGACUCAAGCUGCGUCUUCACCGACGACAAGUCGUACGUCAUCGAUGCGGAAAACCUCAUUGGCUGCACAGAGACAGAUUCAGAGGGGCACGGUCGCGUGUUUCUGCGCGGUGCGACAACAGGCCGUUGCAAGUUCUCUGGUGGACCCUUGACGGUCGUGUGCCCAAACACCGACAGUCAGCUCUACGUCUUACUCGACCCCGACAUGGACAAAUCAAAGAAUGAGUACAAGAAGGCUGGCAACAAGAAAGUGCAGGCCUACUGGACUUCCAAUGAGGCGAGUAAAACUCAAGACAAGUUCAGCACCGUCGGCUCCAAGAAGGGAACAGACCUGCAUGUCCACUGCACCUGA